Messenger RNA from Penicillium oxalicum, 1050 nucleotides. RefSeq names its product SANT/Myb-like DNA-binding domain-containing protein. Lineage: Eukaryota; Fungi; Ascomycota; Eurotiomycetes; Eurotiales; Aspergillaceae. The coding region runs from base 1 to 1050 and encodes 349 amino acids. The record is from RefSeq and is a predicted model, not a curated record. The transcript is spliced from 2 exons.
AUGUCCGUUUCAUUGGCAGAUCCAUACCGAGGCUUCGCGAUCAUUUCCUCCCACGGAGAAAAGUUAGAAGACCACAGCUUGGCCUCCUACGAUGCCAGAAGCAAGUUGAACGGGCUUGCUUUCCAGCCCGACAAUGCCCAAGCUGUCUACGAUCAACACCAUCACGCACCCCUAUUACCUCACCCGACAUCUCAGAACAAUGGCUAUCAGGAUGCGCAAACAACAUACAUAUCUGCACAUCACAUGCCUCGACCAUCAUUUCACUACGGAUAUGACUUUGCUUCAAGUAGAAGCACCGCUAAGCGAAAGCGCUCUGGCUCGGAAGACGAGGGAGAUGGUAGGCGUCAGAUGGAGCAUUCAUUCCUCACUAGAGGGUCGCUGGUGUCAAUGCCCCUUGAUGGCUCGUCGAUUACAGACCAAACUGGGAGCACUCUAUUCCCGAGCCACGACGACAUCUCUACUUCGCUUCCACCGGCAACACACGCGUACCAGUCUGCGUUUGCCCUUCCAGUUCCACAGCAGCACCAUCAUCAUCGUCUCCCUGCCCAGCUCUUGAAAGCCCAUGAUGCAAUGACCACAAUGUCGGGGGGAUCUCCAAGCGUGGUCGGCCAGCCUGGAAUGCCAGAUCCGGCGCCGCGACCGCGAGGUCCGAAGCUUAAAUUUACACCGGAGGAAGAUGCUCUGCUGGUAGACUUGAAGGAAGAGAAGAACUUGACUUGGAAGCAAAUUGCCGAUUUCUUCCCUGGACGGACAAGUGGGACUCUGCAGGUCAGAUACUGCACAAAGUUAAAGGCAAAGGAUGUGGUUUGGACAGAAGAAAUGCUCUCACGUCUUCAACGCGCACUAAGCGACUAUGAGCAUGACAAAUGGCGCGUCAUCGCUGCGAAGGUUGGUAACGGAUUUACGCCCGCCGCAUGCCGCGAGAGGGCUGCUCAUUUACAGCAGCACGAACAUGAGAGGGAGACACUUCAAGGCCAGGAAACCUACAACUCUCAAGAUCUUCGGGAUGUCACUAUCCGUGAAUCGAUGCCUGGAGACUGCUCAUUGUAA